AUGAUUUUUAAUGUGACUAAACGUUGUUACUUUAAUCUGUCAAAUUUACAGGAAGUGGUGUCGCUUGAAUCCAGAUCAGAUUGCUCUACGUCGUCAGAUUCUACCGUGGCUUCUCAUAUUCAAGCUCGGCAACGCCAACAAGAACAUCCAAACGUGUCGGAUGCACAGAAUUUGAGUGACGUCAGUCGUAGUAAUUCAUCGACACUCAACAUAGCAUCGUGUUAUGGACUCUCAGAAAAGACGAUAGAUCAGGAAAUGAAAAUUGCAUACCCCAUGAGAAUCACGUGUUCCUGGGUCAAUUACAAAGAAUUGAAAUUUGAGUUUGCCGGAAAAAGAAAUGACGACAAAGAAUCAGUUGCAAUAACAGCUUUCGAGGCUGUUAUGAAGCAUAUGUCGUUGAAAGAAAAGAAAGUGGACAGGAUGAUUUUGUUGCAAUUUGAAACACUCGUUCGAAUGAGAGGAAAUAGUGGAGGAGUCGCUGCUGCAAUAGCGAUUGAAGCAGCAAUUCUUGGAAUACGUAUACCAAAUUCUAUUGCGGUGACUGGCGCAAUAAAUGAAGAGGGCGAAGUGCUCCCUGUGAGUGAUAUUGUCGACAUGGUCACGCAUUGCUUCGAUGAGAACAUUGAAUCCGUGAUUGUACCGCUUUCUAACGACUCUGAAAUUCCGGAGCAACUAAAACUCAGAGUUGAAGUCCACCCAGUGAAAGAUCUGUCAGAAGCAAUGAAAAUCAUCAGAGACUGUGCUCAAAAGACAGGUGCAACUGCAAACAAUAAAACAUGA
This is a messenger RNA of Caenorhabditis elegans, 780 nucleotides long. RefSeq names its product Lon proteolytic domain-containing protein (gene F19B2.7). Lineage: Eukaryota; Metazoa; Nematoda; Chromadorea; Rhabditida; Rhabditidae. Gene Ontology annotation, biological process: protein catabolic process; proteolysis. Gene Ontology annotation, molecular function: serine-type endopeptidase activity; ATP-dependent peptidase activity; ATP binding. The record is from RefSeq and is marked reviewed. The transcript is spliced from 6 exons. The coding region runs from base 1 to 780 and encodes 259 amino acids.